Messenger RNA from Leptidea sinapis, 2886 nucleotides. Its product is annotated as tumor protein D54. The record is from RefSeq and is a predicted model, not a curated record. Lineage: Eukaryota; Metazoa; Arthropoda; Insecta; Lepidoptera; Pieridae. Bases 557 to 1537 code for a protein of 326 amino acids. Gene Ontology annotation, cellular component: cytoplasm. The transcript has 6 exons.
UUAUAACUAUAUACCAUUUGAGGCAAGGUUACAUUUUUUACAACAUCGCGUGUGGCGGUGUGAAUAGGACGCGGUCUUUAAUAUUCCACACGUCAAUAUAUCGUUAUUUCUCUAUUAAUCUUUGUCUACGUAAAUGUGCGCUUGAGGUCGAGAUAUAUAACCAAAUAAAAACUUAUUUAGCGUUCGUGUGGUGGCCGGUGAAAGUGGCCAAUAUCCACUCGGGCAGCGGCGCGAGACGAGCGCGGGCGAUUGCGCUACUGGAGCCCGACGUGGCGGAAGAAAGGAAACAUAUUGCUAACCUAUAACAAUAAAAUCUAAGCUACAAUUUAACUAAUUCGAUAUAUUAGAUUAGAUAAUUAGUGGCUCGAAUGACUACAGUCUUUCCAACACGCACUCGUGUAAUGCUGUGAAAUCUGUUUGAUGUUGUGUUUUGUUAUUUUGUUUUCAAUGUGUCCGUAUCUAUUGUCCUACACAAUGAGCAUAUUUUGGACCGACAAGCGAAGUUUAUUUGAAAAAUGCUGCGCUGCUGUGUAAGAUGACGUAGAUUAUAAAUAAAAUGGCGAAAAGUGGAGUGCCAAGUGGGGGCCCGCCUAGCUUGGAAUACAUGGAGGAUCCGUACUUCGUGCUGCCGGACGAUGACUCCACUCCGAGCUUCGAUGUGGCCGUGGACGAGUUGGACGAUCUGGAUGAUAUUGUGAGCUGGCCUCAGGACGAAACAGAUCGGGAGUGGCGUGCCCUCCCCGACCUCGCGGACUCAGGGCUGUGUAUAGAAACAGAAUUUUACGUAGACAACCGCCGCCGCCGACUGCGAAUAUUUAAGAAGAAAAUGCGGGAGGUCCGAGUACACUUUCAAGACUUAACAAAGCCAUAUCUUGCGAAAGUCUCCAGUCAUUCGAAUUAUAAAAAGUUCCUUGGAAUCACGCCCGGAGGAGAAGAAGCGCUCGGUGGCAGCGGCCCCGGCGCUGGAGAACCGCAGGUCAUAGACGAGCUUGAGGGACUGACCCCCGAGCAGGCUGAGCAGCUCAGGGCGGAGUGGAGCCGGGAGCUGGCGAGGGUCGAGGAAGCCAUCGCUACCCUGCACACUGUCUUGCAGAGCAAGAUUCGUCAAAGCUCCGAAUUGAAAAGAAAGCUUGGCAUCACCCUGUGGUCGGAGAUCACCACGGACGUGAAUCAGAGCCUGAAAAACGUCAAGGAGAGCCAAGUUUAUCAAACGAUAGAAACGCGAUUGGCCGCGGUCAAACAAGCUGUUACUGAAACACCAAUAUACCAAAAAACUGAAUCUGUGAUAAAGACGACGGCGGAGAAGACGACCUCCAUCUUCGGCGGCAUCACGGCCGGCGUCACCCAGAAGCUAGGCCAGAUGCGCAACUCCGAGUCCUUCCGUUCCAUAGAGGAGCGUAUGGGCUACGCUUAUGAAAACGUCAAGGGAAAAGUGGCGUCAAGGUCGAACUCGACCCACAGUUUCGAUACGGACGCAAGCCGCAGUGCUAGCGGGGCCACGUCUCCUACCAUCCCCGAGAACAAACCCCUGCCUUAAAACUACCCGCAAACACACACUCACACUCUCUCUCCCUCUACCACGCCCAUUCAUUACAUGACUAUCAAACUCGUAUCUAACCUUGUAAUGACAUAACUUUGUAACCUACUGUUUAAUGACUUAUAAGAGAAAUUAAACAUAAAUACAAAAGCAAAAAGUACGGUUUUUGAUUACACUUAUAACACGAGUUUGCAUGUCCUUUAAUUUAUUAGUUUCUUUAGGAUAUGUUUCAAAUAAUUCGGAUAUUUUGUGUACUCAAAGCCUAGUAAUUGUCUACGAUAUAACGCGCGCCAAUAAAAAGGCGUUGUUACGGCUGUUUUUGACAAACGGUAGAAAAAUUUGAAUUAAUUCUUAAAAUAUAAUACGAUCGAUAGAAAACGGCUACUUUUUAUAAAACGCUUCUUUAAUGGCGCGACUUCACAACGCAAGUGUCGAACUAAUAAUAACUAUUGACAAAAUAUAUUUUUAAAAUGUGAUGUUUUUAAUUUACAAGUAUUUAGUGCACUUGCGGAUAAUUAGUGCUUAUUCUAAAUUAGUAAUGCUGAUUGAUUGCAUAUUAAGAAGAGUCGAAGUGCAAAGAGUUUAAUGCUGAAAGUUCGAUGUUAUUGUGAUAAAUAGAUAUAUAGUAGGUAUCCGAUGUUUAAGAACAAGGUUUAUCAAUAUCGCGUUUCUAAUUACAUUUAAAUAUGUUUUAACCUAAGCGAAUCGGCGCUCUUAGGCGCUCGCGCAGCAUUUGUUUACGCAAUAGAUUUCUUAUAAUGAUUAGAGUGAAUUUAUCAGAAAGAUACCGAAACAAGCUAUAAGACCAUUCAAAAUAAACCAUCUUAUAAACAAAAUAAGAAUCAAAACUUGGUGAGGGAGUAGGGUGCCGUACGGCACUUUCGGUUUUGGUGUAUCUGAAACAUCUAAGGCACUGUCGAUUUUGGGAAGGUUCAUGUUAAAAGAAUGCUUAUAGAAAUUAAAAAAUGACAAUUUAAGCGAUUUGUUAAGCAAGUUGCAUAAAAAAAUCGAUUAAAACUUUUAUCAUAAAUUUUAUAAUAUUUUGAGGAAAUUUUUGAAGACAUUUCUUAUGAGUAAAGCGAUAUUCAGUAAACCUCGUUUUUAGAUACUGAAGCAAAUGUAGCAUAAGAGGACCACUAUAAUAUUAUUAUUGUGUAGUAGUACGUACUAGACGAAGGAUCAUAGUUCUAUAAACCCCACAGUAAUGGAUUAUUGUUCAGGGUCUUAUCUCACCUAUGAUUAUAAGUGUACUUUCCACAUCAAUAUAAAUUUUAUAAACACGACAUUUAAAAUUAUAACCGUAUUUGGCGUGGUAUAUUUUUAUUGCAUUCCUUGUAUUAUUAAUGUGG